GGCGCGGCCUCCUCCGUUAACACCUUCGUUCACCUCCAAGUUCAACGCCAACGUUACAACGAACGCUACUCCCGGACAACAUCUGCAAACGCAACCAGGCCACGAUCGAGAACCGUUUUAACGCGGCUGCUCAGGUUAAAUAAGGGAAUCAGACACUCGAAACGAGCACGUUUGUCCAGUAUCACACGCUCACCAACGGGUCUGUUCCAGAAGAAACAUACACAUACCCGCCAUAGCACAGGCAAUAUCCUCGAAGAGCUAGACGAAAUGCCGCUCUUCACGCGCACUCUUCCCUCCAUCCGGCUUUCUUCUAAUCCUACGCGCGAAGACCAGGUGAACGCGUUCCUAUCGUCGGACGUCCAAGCCGAGUUCGAGCUCGAAGACUCCUUCGCGAGCAGCAUGUCGCUGAACAGUCCCCCAAGGACACAACGCUACCUCGGCUUGCCCGACUCAUCGGACGCACAAGACUCACGAGACUAUGCACCGAUGGACAUUUCCCCUGCCCCGCCACGGGUGUUCCAUCCGCCGCCGCCGCCGCAGGCGAACACCAAACCACUCUUCUACCGUCCAAAAUCCGAGCGCGAACGCGAUACGAAUCACACGCUGCAGCUACCCCUCCCUUCGUCCGCGGCGGAUAAGGUCCCGGGCCGCCCAAGGUCAUACACUGGCUCUGGACGGCUGUUUGGUACUGAUGUUAGCAAUGCAAGUGCCGACGGCCUGGACGACGAUGGCGACGACGAGGUCUCUGAGAAGGAGAAGGGUGGUCGCAAAUUGCAGAGAGCGGCUUUGCCGUUCGAGUGGAUGUCGUCUGGCAGGGAGAACAUCUCACGGUCGGUUUCUGAGCAAUACAUGGACGCACCUUCCUCGCCUUCCACGGACGGGAUGGACAUCGAUACGUCAUGGCACUCGCAAUCAUCUUCGGCCCCCGAGCCUCACUCACCCAUUUCCGCCGCCCCUACGGUAACACGAUUCAGUGAGCUUACAGACGACGAGGAUACCCCAGUCGCUGCUGCACCCACUGUCACUCAGUUCGACAGCUACUUCUACCGCUCGUCCUCGCCCAUCGAUGCGCCGGAUUUCAGCUCUGAUGCCUCUGCAUCGAUGUUCAUCGAGGAAGAGCCCCCGAGGAAGAGACGGUCAGUGUCGCCGCCAGUACCAGGCGGCGCGCCGCGAAGGCGCAGCACCGUCCACCAACCUCCCCUCGACGAGUACAACCUUGACUCGUCGCCCGCACCAGUGGAAGAGUCACCCAUGGUGCACAAGCUCGAGAGGCUGAACUCUAAGCCUGCCUUGCGCGCCAUGCCAAUACCCGCGCUCAACAUCAAUAAGCGGCGACGCCCAGUCGUUAGUGCUGUUAUUGCUCCAAGCGAUGUUGAGCAGUUGCACAGCGCGUACCCACGGCUUAUGCAGGACAUUGACGAUGACGACGAGACUGCUAAGCUCGGUCGCGUCGAGCCUAAGCCUCGCCAUGCGGCUCCCCCGACCCGCCGCGCCUUCUCUGCGAUGAUCCCACCCUCCGUCAACCUCAUGGAGUCCUUCUCGUCCGAGGAGAACAGCUACUCGAUGGAUGGACCCGACAUGAGCUCGCCAGCACAAGCGUACGCGAAGCGUCAACAGGGCAGGACAGUACGGCGACGUGAUGGCACAGACGACUUCCGCAGCAUCGGUGCGACUACAACGCUGCGUGACAGCGCAAAGAAGGAGCGCGAAGCUGUGCGCACCGCCGAGCGCGAUACGCCCCGAAGCAAGUACCUGAAUGCAGGGAACAAGCUGGGUAGCUUCGGCGAUAACGAAGCACAAGGCAAAUUAUUGCCCUGCCACCGUGUCCGUGAGGACGGGCUAAUGAGGAUCACGUGCCGGACUCUCGAUGGGCUUCUGGAUGGCCACUACGACACACAGAUCGAUACCUUCCACGUGAUCGACUGUCGAUUCGACUACGAGUACAAUGGAGGGCACGUUCCUGGUGCGAUCAACAUCAAUACCACGCAAGGCGUGGAGGAUUUCCUGCUUGGUGCCCGAGUGCAGAAGCCCGAGCCAUCUAUGAGCGGUGACCAGGCGAAGAAGACUAUUCUUAUCUUCCACUGCGAGUUUAGCCAGAAGAGGGCUCCUACGUUCGCGAAACACCUACGUUCGAAGGACCGCAUGCUGAAUGGACACGUCUACCCUAGGAUUCAUUAUCCGGAGGUCUAUGUCCUUGAAGGUGGCUACUGCCAAUACUUCAAGGAGAGCGGCGUACGCUGCCAGCCGCCGGGUUAUGUGCGCAUGGACGAUCCAAGUUACGCGAUGUCGCGCAAGGAGGACCUUGACCAAUUCCGCAAGGGCAAGUUCGGCCGCACCAAGUCGUACGCGUAUGGUGACGGCAAGAAUAGUCUCGCUGCAGCACCCGUCGCGCCGGCAGCGCAGUCGAAGCGCAGCAGCGUGCCGACAGGCGCCAACGCACUCUUCGCGGCGGGGAACGCGGCGGGGAACGCGGCGCGGAGCCGCAGGGCGCCCGGUCUGCUCCAGACACUCCAGGAAGACUCUAGCGGCACGGUGCCGACGGACGUCGAAGAUUCCGAGACGGACAUCAUCGACGACAGUCCUUGCCCGCCGCCCACGAAGAGCGUCGUGUUCAAGGGCGGCAAGAUGCCGCGAAUGCCCUUGGCUAAGGCUGAGACAUACGGACCGUCGAAGCUGCUCGGUCACUAGGCUGCCCUCGCUCGCUCAAAAACAAGUGUUAUUCUGAUGGCCAACGGUCCUUUUAUCAUUCUCCAUACCUUUUUCUUGAUGCCCGCCUCAAGACCUCAUGCUGACGCCGAGUUAAUGCUCGACAUGUACAAUACCUCCUGUGAACGACAUCCCGUCCACCACAAGCACAUCGCCUACCUCAAGUUCUGCAUGUCUUGCGCCUCCCCAAUUGAUCUUAUCCAGACGGCAUUCCGACUGUAUCCUCGAUCGUUCUGCUAAUGGCUAACCUACAAGCAGCUGCGGAGGACUCGUACUCUCCCAAGAAUAAUCACGGCCUCGCUCGGAAUACCUUCAUCCAUCUUCCAUCCGCUCAUCAAGAAACCUUUCGUCCAUUCUCGACUCGCCCAAGCCAGAUUCAUCUCAACGCCUUAUAUGUGUCGAACAUCUAGUACCGCAAGUAUGGACAGGCAUCCGCACGACAUCCUUACUACAUCUCCACCAUCACAAGAUCGGCCCCACUCUCAUCCUUCAAGCUAAGACUGUUGGUUAUCGUGUCUGUUUGUCUGCCUGUUCACUUCUUUUCCGUUCUCGCUCUUCUUCCCGGCUUUGGUUUAUCUCGCGCCCGGUGCCCAACGCAGCCUAGCUGCCACUAGCUCGUUCCAUUAUUGCUUGUUCUCAGUGUCCGGCAUCGGCAUUUUAUUCUUGACGACAUUCAUCUCCGUUUCCUCACUCUGUGUUCUAAGUUUGUUUGAAGCGUCUGUGUGAAGCUGUCAAACGGACCUCAUGUCAUCUCUAUCAUUCCUCAACUUCCGACGCCCAAGCGUUCUCGAUUAUACACAUACACCCAUAGCCCCAUGCAAUCAGGACCCGCUCUCGAAUUGGCAUCUCUUUAUUGUCCCCCACUGACAAUCGCCUCUCCAAUCGUUAAUCUGACCCCCUCAUUCGGUAACUUGUCCAUGCUCCUCGUAUCGGGCUUAUGCUCUCAUACCUAGAGUAUUUAUUGCAUAUGCGCAUCUUGGAUAAUUUAUGCUCAUGCCCAUCCGUUCCAGUUUCGAUCUUAUAGAUCCCCGUCGCCAGACCGAUUAGAUUUCAUCUAGGUGAUUGAAGGCAUUUACCCCUUAGUCCAGCACGGGCGUUGCACGAACGAGCAGGUCCGGUCCCUCGUAGUGAGGCAGGAAGCAGUCUCGGUGCCAGAGGUCAUACGGCCGAACGGGUGAAUUUCCAAUGAACAACAUUUGCACGCCGCCCUCUAGCUUGAGGUCGAAUCGUCGGAACAAAUUUGCGAGGUUCAUAUAAAGCUCGCACCAUCCGAGGUUGAUGCCAAGGCAGCUCCUCGGCCCCUUGGAGAACGCGACGAGCCAGGUGUCGAGAGAUUCGGCGCCGGGUUCGAGCCAGCGUUCGGGCCGGAACGUGUGCGGAUCGGGGAAGAGCGUCGGGUUGAGGUGCACGAAAAGAUUGCUUAUUCCGACUUUCGUCCCGCCGGGAACCAAGUGUCCACCAAGUGUCGCGCCCUGCGGCGGGACGACGCGCAUCAUGGGAGAGAAGACACCAUGGCUGAGACGCAGAGACUCUUUGCACACGGCUUUUAGGUACGGCAGACUUUCCAACAACUCGAGCCUUGGUUUCUCGUCCAGUCGCGGCCAGGCCGCCCUGAGCUCCGCCUUCAAUUUCUCACCAAUGUACCCGUCGCCACCCAGAGCGAAAACUGUCCCGAGCGCGGAUGCAUUGCUCGUCGUGUCUGUGCCGGCGGCGAUUAGCAAGUUCCCCUCGUCGCGCAAGGACGCUCUGUUCAGUUUCAUGCCCUGUGCGGGGUCCAAGAGCGUGUGGUAUACGAGCGGAUGCGGAGCGUUUUCGAGUGCGUUCGGCUGGUCAAUGUACGUGUCGACCUGCUCUUUGAGUUUCUUGUACACUUCAAGAUAUCCUUUCGGCUCCCCUCCCCACAUGCGCAUGAACAUGAGCACCACGCGCACCACAGCCAAUAACAGCGUCCUGAGCAGCGGGUGGUGUUUCCAGAACUGGUAGUCAGUGUUCCCGUCGUGCAUCUGCUCGACAACCAGUGCGUGGAAGUCCGGCUCGCGUAACGUGUGCAGGGACCAGCCAAAGCAGAAGGACGUCACGUUGUCGAAAUCGAGGCACCGGAAGGCGCGGAAGAUGUCCACGACCUUGUCCUCCGCGGCGCGCUCGGCCAUGACCUCGCAGAGCUCGUCGAUACCCUCUUGGACGACUCCUUGCAGACUCAAAACCGACUUGCGCGAGAAGAGCGGGGCGACGAGAUCCCUGCGCCGCUUUGCCUCGCGGUACUCGAGCGUCGUGAAUGUCACGGUCGUGGCCUCCUCACCGAAGGGUGGGUACAACUUCGGAUCCUUAUCCCAGCGCGAGCGCGAGCUGUAUAUCUCAUUGUACACAGCAGGAUUGCUGAAAUGGAGUUCAUCAGGGGCGAUCCGUACGACAUCGCCAUAUUUUUCAUGCAGCUCGAAGAGUCGAUCCACGAUGCUUUCCCUCUUGUAUGCUUCGACAUAUGCCUUC
Phanerochaete carnosa HHB-10118-sp is the source of this 5193-nucleotide messenger RNA. RefSeq lists its product as uncharacterized. Gene Ontology annotation, molecular function: thiosulfate-cyanide sulfurtransferase activity; protein tyrosine phosphatase activity. The coding region runs from base 268 to 2688 and encodes 806 amino acids. NCBI's taxonomy places the organism in Eukaryota, Fungi, Basidiomycota, Agaricomycetes, Polyporales, Phanerochaetaceae. The transcript is spliced from 14 exons. Gene Ontology annotation, biological process: protein dephosphorylation; G2/M transition of mitotic cell cycle; positive regulation of G2/M transition of mitotic cell cycle. The record is from RefSeq and is a predicted model, not a curated record. Gene Ontology annotation, cellular component: nucleus; cytoplasm.